Messenger RNA from Uncinocarpus reesii 1704, 1134 nucleotides. RefSeq names its product choline transport protein. Lineage: Eukaryota; Fungi; Ascomycota; Eurotiomycetes; Onygenales; Onygenaceae. The coding region runs from base 1 to 1134 and encodes 377 amino acids. Gene Ontology annotation, molecular function: transmembrane transporter activity. The transcript has 3 exons. Gene Ontology annotation, cellular component: membrane. The record is from RefSeq and is a predicted model, not a curated record. Gene Ontology annotation, biological process: transmembrane transport.
AUGCCAAAUGCUGGUGGCCAGUAUUUCUGGGCAAACGAGCUGGCGCCCAAAAAAUAUGCAAACUUCGCAUCAUACCUCACCGGAUGGUUUGCCUGGGCAGGAAGCAUUUUCACAUCUGCAAGUGUUGCUCUGAGUCUAGGACUAGUUGGUGUAGGGAUGUAUCAGCUAGCGCAUCCUGAUUUCGUACCUGAGGCGUGGCACGCUGUUGUUGCGUAUCAAGUCAUCAACACUUUCGCGUUCUUGUUCAACUGUGUGGGCAAACUUCUCCCCAAAGUUGCAACAGUGACCUUAUACACAUCGCUCAUUUCGUUCAUCACCAUUUUGAUAACCGUCCCAUCCAGGGCGGAGACGCACCAAAGCCCUAAAUUCGUCUUUGCGACUUUUAUCAACUCCACUGGUUGGAAAUCAAACGGCAUUGCGUAUCUGGUUGGUCUGAUCAACUGCAAUUGGGUGUUCGCCUGUCUCGAUUCCGCAACGCACAUGGCGGAGGAGGUCGCGAGUCCGGAAAGAGCCAUCCCAAUCGCCAUCAUGGGCACCGUUGCUAUUGGCUUCACCACUGCAUGGUGCUUUGUCAUCUCCAUGUUUUUUAGCCUAAACGACUUCGAAGCCGUUGUGAACAGCGCGACGGGGGUGCCUAUUCUGGAACUUUUCCACCAAGCUCUAAACAGCCGAGCUGGUGCCAUCGCGUUGCAAUCUCUUAUCCUGGCUACUGGCAUGGGAUGUCAAAUUGCCUCGCAUACUUGGCAAUCCCGACUUUGCUGGUCAUUCGCUCGGGAUCGGGGCUUGCCGUUUCACUCCUGGAUCUCAAAAAUCGACCCUAGGCUGGAUGUUCCCUUCCUUGCCCAUUCAUUCAGCUGCGCUAUUGUCGGUGUGCUUGGACUCCUCUACCUCGGAUCUUCGGCUGCAUUCAACAGCAUGGUCACAGCUUGCAUUGUCCUGCUGUACGUCUCAUACGCCAUUCCCAUAAUCUGCCUUCUUAUCCGUGGCCGCAACAAUAUCCAACAUGGCCCCUUCUGGCUUGGAAAGGUCGGACUCGCAGCAAACAUUAUCGUGCUUGCCUGGACAUUAUUUACCAUUGUCAUUUUCUCUUUCCCGUCCGUGUAUCCUGUCGAAGUUGGAAGGAAUAGAAACUAA